This is a messenger RNA of Fonticula alba, 351 nucleotides long. RefSeq lists its product as hypothetical. Gene Ontology annotation, molecular function: protein kinase activity; ATP binding. The coding region runs from base 1 to 351 and encodes 116 amino acids. Lineage: Eukaryota; Rotosphaerida; Fonticulaceae. Gene Ontology annotation, biological process: protein phosphorylation. The transcript is spliced from 2 exons. The record is from RefSeq and is a predicted model, not a curated record.
AUGCCCGAGCUGAAUGCCAUGACCGUGCGGUACGCCGCGCCGGAGGUGAUCACCGCCUUCCGGCGUGGGACUCCGCUGGACGCGGGGCACUUCUUCCCGGCAGACAUGUACGCCGCGGGCCUCAUGCUCUACGAGUGCACCACACGCACCGCUUUCUGGAACAACAUGGACAUCAACCAAAUCAUGGAUGCCGUGCUCGGCGGCCAGCGCCCGGACGCCGCCCACGCUCCGGAUCUCGCCGUCUCCGCAUGGCAGACCGACCCCAACCGGCGUCCCGCCGCCCACAUCUUCCGCCAGCAGUGCGCCGCGCUCUUUGUGGCCGCCGGCGGCCUGAACAGCUCCCACGGCUGA